Lathyrus oleraceus (garden pea) is the source of this 768-nucleotide messenger RNA. Its product is annotated as mediator of RNA polymerase II transcription subunit 11. Gene Ontology annotation, biological process: regulation of transcription by RNA polymerase II. Gene Ontology annotation, molecular function: transcription coregulator activity. Gene Ontology annotation, cellular component: mediator complex. The transcript is spliced from 4 exons. The record is from RefSeq and is a predicted model, not a curated record. Lineage: Eukaryota; Viridiplantae; Streptophyta; Magnoliopsida; Fabales; Fabaceae. Bases 200 to 547 code for a protein of 115 amino acids.
UUUUAAGAGGCCCGUCAAGCAACUCCAUCCAAUAAAAAGAAAAGAAGCAAAUUGCAGCUUUGCCCUUGUUGUAAUAUCAGAAGAAAUAAGCACUAAACAAACUGGCCGGAAAUCGCCACCGCCGUCGCCGUCGCCGUCGCCGUCAGAAAGCCAGAAACUCUGAGAUUUCAAUUUGAAAAAAAAAUAGGAAGCAACAUCAAUGGAUUCUCAAGGCCAAACAACUUCUUUGCAGCGACUGCAGAAUGUCGAAAAGAGAAUUGUCAAGGUUUUGGAGCUUGCAGGAGGAGUCAUGGAUGAGCUUGCAAGUCCAGUUGGUCCUAGAAAAGAUCUUGUUCAAAAUCACUGCCUCGAAUUCAUGCAAUUAAUCAAGGACAUCCAAGUAGCGUUGCGUGAUGAAAUCAAAAGUGCUUGUGAAUACCGUCCAUUUGAAAAAUGUGAUUAUGGUCCAAGAAUAGCCAAUGAGAUAUGUUUCAAGAAGGUGGAAUAUGUCAUGUCUCAGUUGGAUGCAAUUAAAAAAACUAUAGAUGGGUAUACUGCAGAACCCUGACAAUCUUUAGUUCAUCCUAUAGAAGCUGCAUGUUUUGAAAUUCAGUAUGUAGUAAUCAUUUAGAGGGCAGCGCUGCAAGUGACUCAUUUAUGUAUUCAUUUAGAGGGCUAUUUGGACAAUAUGCAUGUAUUGUCUGUCUGUCUACCUUGUACACUAAACAUGUAAAUGCCUGAUUGUGAAGUACAGGAUUUAAUUUUCAUAAUUAGUUGCUGUUGAAGCCA